This is a messenger RNA of Funneliformis mosseae, 192 nucleotides long. NCBI's taxonomy places the organism in Eukaryota, Fungi, Glomeromycota, Glomeromycetes, Glomerales, Glomeraceae. The record is from the annotation of a GenBank genome assembly.
AUGAAUCUGUUGGAUAAAGAUCUUGAGAAUGAGAAUGAAGAGCAGUUAUUGCAACGUAAAUAUAUAUAUUGGUCAAAAGAGGAAAAAAUAUUUGUGAUGCAGCAGUUGCAUGAUAUUUUGAAUGAUGGGUAUCAACAGUUGGACAGAUAUAUCAAGACGAUUACAAAAAGGAUGGCACCUGUCGUAUGCUAG